UAAAUCCUUCCUUCCUUGCCAAGUAUAGCUACCAUCGUCCGAAAUGGCAUCUGCGCCGACGAUACCAAACUCACUAACGCCAGCGAUCUAUCUCAUAUCGGAAUCAAUGCGACAAGAAAACGAGAGAAAUAGCUUGCUCGAUUCCGGGUGAUCUUCUGCGCGUUUUGGACGAUCAUCUGUACACUUUGGAGGUGGCAUUCACUUCAAUUUUUCAGAAUCAAAAUGAGUUUUGAUACAUAUGCAGCAUUCGAAGAAUCACUAAAAGCUUCAAGGACGCGGAAACGAAUUCCUAAUGUAAAUAAAACUGUUUUAAAGAAGGUUAUACAAAGCACAGACGCUUAUAAUCGUAAUCUACAAGAGCAAGAGAUGUGGUCUCGUCACUUCGCAUCAAAGGAAACUAGGAAUCGAGAUAGUUCACGCUCCAGUGACUCUGAUAGGAAUAAAAUCAGUAAACCCAAAAAAAGGAAAAAGAAGAAAUCCAGAAGAAGAGAAGAGAAUAGAACAGAUAAAAGAAUUGAAUCAUCUUUGAAAUCAAAAACACAAAUUAAUUCAAAUGCUGAUUCUGAAAUUGGGCCUUCAGUGAAUGGUUUUUUAACAGCAAAUAAUUUAAAAUGGGGACAUGAUGGAUACCAUGAACUUUAUGAAAAUGAAGACUCUAUCGAUUCUAAUAUUGAGGAUAAAAAAUUAAAAAAAAACAAAAAGAAGAAAAAAAGAAAGAAACCUAAAUCUGAAUCGAGUGAUUCAGACUCAAAUUUUGAUCGGAAGCGGAGAAAAAAAUCGAGAAAACAUUAAGUUUCAAUUUUAUUAUGCAGAAAUAUAAACUAUUCAUUUAGCAGUAUUAUCUUUUAUUCAUAUUAUAUAUUAUUUUAUUUAUACUUGUUUAUAUAAAUGAUCACUGAUACUCAAGGAAAUACAAUUCAUGCACAGGCCAAAAUCUUUUCAAUCCAGCACUCCAUAUCCAACUAUACUAUACGCAAGGCAAUGGACAUUGGGUUUGGACUCCUGCUAGUUGGGCAUAGUUAGGUUCAACGUUCUGUUCAUUUUACUCAGGAAUAUUGUUUAAUAUUGCAGAUUGUAUGUUUGUUGGAUUUUAUGUGAUAGAAAGAGAGUUAUAAAAAUGUAAUUACACAAGAAGAUAUUCACUUAUAUACUAGGAUUAGGGUGGAGUGCUGACCCACCCUAAUCUGACCGGUAUGAUGAUAUCUGCUGGUAUGAUCUGACCAAUUGGUCGAUCAAAUAUCAAUAUCUCCAACUGGCGAUUAUGAAUGAAUUGUUUAGUGAAUGUAUUCACAUUAUUUCACUUUGAAAAUUUUUUAUACAAGAUUUGAUUUGGGAAUCUUUUUGAUGCUGAGUUCCUAUAAUUGAGUCACAUACUUAUUUAAUUUUCAAAAUGGGAUCGCAGAACAAUAAAGUUUUAAAUAGCCCUAUUGAUAGAAUGGCUUUUUAUUUAAAAAUGUAUUUGUCGAUACCAUUGCACAGAUUUUAAAAGUACAGUAUUUCUGGAAUGUUGCUGAUACUACAAUAAUCUGUCUUUUUCUAUUGAUAAUGCUUUUAUGAUGGAUUUUAUGAUUAUUUUAGUACCGAUAAGCGAAUUUGCACCGCAUGCAUUCAGAAGUAAAAAAGACUUAUCAUUGAGCAAAGUGAUGCAUUUCGCUCCUGUAGUUACCGAUUGCUUUGACACUGAAGUGAAUUCCACGUUGCAGAAGUUCUUUAAAGAAUCGAAAGGCAUAUCAUUCAAAUAAAAAAAAAAGAAUUAACCAGUAUGCCCUGUUUUACAGCAUUCAUGCACUUUGUACAAAUAAUAAACCUAUAAAAUAUCAUUACACCUCAAUUUUCUAAAUUGCACGUUAAUAAUAUUGAUCACAUAAACUAUACAUCUUUGCUUGCUCAAGGGUUAAAUGUGAUCAGUGACAAUAUAUGUGUUAUUUAUACACGGCGAAAUGUAAGCCAUUGGAAGAUUUGCAUAAUUUGAGCAUAUUAGUCCCAUUCUUGUUAGACUACAGUUUUCUAUGUGCAUGUUUAUUACUUUACUCUUAUCUUUUCCUAGAUUUGCAUUUUAGUAAUAAUGUAAGAGGUCAUGAUAAUUUGGAAACCUUGGACCAUUCUUGAUCUAAUCAUAAAGUUUUUGAUCUGAAGUUCGUAUCUCGCAUCUAGCAGUAUUUGCUUUGGUCAUGUGACUGAAUUCAAUAAAGAAAUCUGACUCUGCAUAUAUUAUCCGCUCAAUACAAGAUAAUGGUGAUGAAGUAAUUGUCUGUCUUUCUAACAAAGGAGAUAUUAAGAUCACAAAAAGCCAUCAUGGCUUUCAAAGCAAAAAUGGAUGAAAUAAUAAGUGACGUUAAGUCAAUUACGACAAUACCAAUGUUCACACUUUCACCUGCGAAAAAAAUUGGCAAAAAAGAUGGAAAUACCCCCAAAAAGGAUGAUAAAAUGAAGGCAAGAUUUUUGGAAGCGUGGAAUAAUAUCAGAUAUGAUUUCGGAUCUGAUGCUUCGUUAAAAAAAGAUAUUCCAAUAUGGAUACUUGGUGUCUGUCAUCAUGCUACCGAUCUUAAUCAAGCAUUGCCAGAUGAAGAAGAUCAGAAUAGAGAUCUCCCAGUAUUUGGAAGCCUUCUUGCAAAACAAGUUUUCACAGAUUUUGCGAGUCGUCCAUGGUUCACAUAUCGGAAACAGUUUCCGCCAAUUGAAGGUACAAAUAUUACAUCGGAUACUGGAUGGGGUUGCAUGUUACGGACUGCUCAAAUGAUGAUCGCACAAGGAUUGAUGUUUCAUCAUUUAGGUCGAGAUUGGAGAUGGUUUCAAAAUUGGAAUAAACAUUUACAACAUCUUCAUCGAAAUAUAAUCAGCUUAUUCAUUGAUCAUCCAGAUUGCCCUCUGAGUAUACAAUGCUUAUCACAGACUGGUCGUAUGUUUGGUAAUAUUCCUGGUAACUGGUAUGGUCCCAAUACUGUAGCCUAUAUCAUGCAACAAGCUCUCAAUUUACCUAAAUUUAAUGUUGAAGAAUUUGAUGGCAUCGCUGUAUAUGUUGCCCAGGAUUGUACAGUUUAUUCUGAUGAUGUAUAUGAUUUAUGUGGAUGGACAAAAGACACUGAUGAAACAACCUCACAAAGACAAAUGAACAAAUCUAAAGAACUAGAUUCCGACCCAGACACGACAUCCGACGCUUCGUCUUAUGUGGAUGAAAUCGGGUCGGAAGUUUACGAAAAUUCAGAAUAUUUUGUUCCAACGUUUUCCACCGAUGAAAUUAUUCCCACAAAAAAAAUUGUCAAUAAUAUGAUACCGAUGGUGGAGCUACAACACCCUGCCUUUAUAAACCCGGAUGAUAUAAUUGAAGAAGCAGACCGCACUGAAAAUCCAAAACUCAAACAAAUUGUAAACGUUGUGGGGGAGUCGUCUGUUAUAGAGAAUGAACAAGAAAAUCAAAUACAAGGGCAGCAAUAUUCAGGAAACGUAUAUAUGACAAAAAUUCUGGCUGGGGAUGAUCUAGUUGAGAAAGGAGUAACUAUAAAUUCAAAACCCAAACUUUUACAAAACGAAGAUCAAAACGUUUUGGGUGAAAUUGGCCAUUCUUUUGUGGUUGGGAACAAAAAUGAAAAUCAAAAACACAGACAGCAAGAUUCAGUGAAUGAACAAAUGACGCAAAUUCCGACCAAAGAUGACUUAAAUGAAAAACCAGAUCGAACUAAAAAUCUAAAACCUAGACUUGUUGAAAACGUAGAUCGAAAUUUUUUGAGUGAAAUUGGCCAUUCUUCUGUUAUGAACGAAAAUGAAAAUCUAAUACUUGGGCAGCAAAAUUCAGUAAAUAAAGAUAUGACAGAAAUUCUGGCUGAGAAUCGAAACAAUACCGCACCAGUUCAAGAUAAAUCUAAUUCAGAGAAUGUAAAAAGUGAAACUUCAAAUUGUUCAGACGGUAGAUCUGAGGAUCUAGAAGAUUCUAAUUUGAACUCAGGACUAUUAUCAAACAUUAAUUAUGAACAUUUGGAAGAUGGGGAUAUUUCUAAGAACAAUUCUGAGGGAAAUCUAACAAAACACAAACCUAACACGAAAAUUCGUGAUCUAUUCAAAAAUUUACCGCAACGAAGCAGUCAAAAUCCGCAAAAUUUACCUCAACUUCAAUCAGCGAACAAAAACGAAGCCCGGACUUAUGUAAAUAAUCCUAACUCUGAUAUAUCAUCAAUUUUUUCUAAUUCGAGAAACUCGCAGAGUGUUUCUUCACCAACAAAAAAAGGUGAAAAAAUUGACGAAGUUUCGUCAUCUAAUGCCAGUACACAAAUCACGACCCCUGAUCAAUGUUCCGCAUCAUUGGGUACAAAAACAUUUAAUGAACAGCAGUCACACUCAAGUGAAUUCAUGGAAAAUAAAAAUUGUCAGCGAAGCAAUGAGUUGAUUCUGCCGGCUUUUGUACCACAUAAUAAUACAAUGGAAGAAAUUGAAAAAUCACCUUCUGCAGCAUAUUCUGAAUUCUUGUUCAAAGAAUCUGUUUCCUGUAAUCCCAGUCCGCAGAGGUUACUACAACCGUUACAUUUUGAAGAGACUGAAAAUAAAUUUUCAACAUUCGACUACGAAGGAAAACCAAAGAGUAGAAUGAAUCCAUUCUCAUCAUUACAUGAGUCAAUGUUUCAAAAAACUACUCAUAUUAAGUCAUUAAGAGAGAGUACAGUCGAAGAGUCUCAUGCGUUUUUAAAAUCACUGACUACUUCGAAUAAUCCAUCCUCUGCAACAGAAAAUGCCGAGUCACCUUCUUUGCAUCAACCAGCAUCUGCAAUUAUUCUUAUCCCGGUUAGACUAGGUGAAUCAGCGUUAAAUCCAAUCUACAUUCCCUAUAUUCAAGCUAUGUUGUCUCUUGAAUCAUCCAUCGGUAUUAUUGGUGGAAAACCAAAGCAUUCUCUGUACUUUGUCGGUUACCAAGAUGAAUACCUUCUACAUCUGGAUCCACAUUAUUGUCAAGUUGCUGAUUCUCCAACUGGUUUCAAGAAAAAUUUGCACGACUAUCAUACAAUGAACUUGAGAAAAACGAAUGUCAAGAAAAUUGAUCCAAGUUGCUGUUUUGGAUUCUAUUGUAGAAAUUCAAAAGAAUUCGAAAAAUUCAAAGAGCAAUGCAAAAAAAAUCAAAAACGAACUUUAAGUUAUCCCAUGUUUUUGAUCAUGGAUGGCCGUUCAGGGGAUCACCAGUUUUCUCCAAAAACACCUGAAGACCCUAAAGAACUUGGAGAAUCUUACGAUAAUUACGCACAACCUUCUAAUAUAGUUCCCUCAAAUACCGAGUAUGAUACAUUACCAGAAACAUCCACUGUGAAUCUUGAAGAGGGAAUUGGUGCAACCCCAUCACCUAACCCUAUUCCGUCUCCAAAAAAUGGUGGCAAGAGUCCGAAAAAAUCAACAAAAAGUGAUGGAUUCUCAAUGGACGAAAUGAGUGCAAAAUUAAAUAAACUUAUUCCUGAUCCGUCUAAAUUUUAUCCUAAAUUUAUGAGACAAAGAUCUUCAUCCCCAACUUCUAGAAGAAGAAAUAAAAACAAGGAAGAGGAAUCAUUAGAAUCCCAAUUUGAAUUGCUUUAGUAAUCUUUGAAAUACCAAACAUGUAUGACAUUCUAAGUCUCACUCAUUUAGACCAAGUAGUUCAAUUGAGAUGGUUUUCCAAAAUGUUUAUCGUACUGAAAUAUGGUUUUCAUUCAGUUUCUUACAGUAUAAUGAGCCCUUGAGUCAAUUUUUUCUAGUCAAAUUGGUACAUCUGGUGGUGGUGUGCUCCUUUUGCUUGAAAAAGCUCUACUCGCAUUAUUUGAAGUACGGCAAGAUAUGACGUCACGUGCAAAUCAUAAACAGAGAAAAGCUUGUCACAUAUUCUGCCAAAGGCUUGCGUAGCAAACUGCAGUUUUGGUCUUGCACUGGAAGUUUCUAGAGUGCGUUUUGACUCCUUGAGAGACUAAAGUAAUUGGGUUUUGAUGAUGCUUAUAUGUACUGAUGAAUAUGCACUAUGAGCCUCUGUGACAGCCUUAGUCAUUCAGCCAAUUAGCAAUAUACCAGACUCGUCUGACUACAGACCUCUUCAAUAGUAGCGAACCAAAACGAACAUUUUUAUUGCCAUCAAUCCAUGAAUAGACCUAUAGGCUUGUCAGAUUUACUUUCCCUUUUUUUGCUUCUGUAAUUUACUUUACGACAUUUACAUUUUUUUUAUCUUUAUUUUUAGUGCCUAGUUUUUUGUGUACUGUGUAGGUCUCUUAUUGCACAAUCAUUUAUGCACUUCUAAUGCUAAGUACAUUUCUUUCUUUGA
Styela clava is the source of this 6262-nucleotide messenger RNA. RefSeq lists its product as uncharacterized. NCBI's taxonomy places the organism in Eukaryota, Metazoa, Chordata, Ascidiacea, Stolidobranchia, Styelidae. Gene Ontology annotation, cellular component: cytoplasm. Gene Ontology annotation, molecular function: protein-phosphatidylethanolamide deconjugating activity; cysteine-type endopeptidase activity. The record is from RefSeq and is a predicted model, not a curated record. Gene Ontology annotation, biological process: C-terminal protein lipidation; aggrephagy; protein delipidation.